Xenopus laevis (African clawed frog) is the source of this 1731-nucleotide messenger RNA. It is a transcript of the gene erich5.L, whose product is annotated as glutamate-rich protein 5-like [provisional] L homeolog. Lineage: Eukaryota; Metazoa; Chordata; Amphibia; Anura; Pipidae. The record is from RefSeq and is a predicted model, not a curated record. Bases 425 to 922 code for a protein of 165 amino acids. The transcript is spliced from 4 exons.
CGCAGUGCGACCGCUUCCCAUCCUCCGCUUAGUAGUGGGAACACGGCUCCACGUUACAGAGGCAGCUGCAAGACUCAGAUGUCGGCUGCUGUUCUUAUGGCAACCGCUGUGUGCCAGUAAACAUUCAUCUCUCUCGCCAACAACGGCAACAACUCCGAGGGGCAGCGCUUAGGUUGGCACUGGGCACUUGGUACUUGCGCGCAGCCUGCGCCUUUUCGCUGCUUGUGCCCUUCUUCUCCUCUCAGUCUGUGCCCUGGGGAGUGCAGUGUCCCUCUAACAACCAGCCUCUGCCUUUAUGGACAUCGCUCCCCGCUGAAGUUCCCAUCGCUUGGCAUGUGAAGGUUUCUCUAUUGUCCGAAGUUCAAGAUCUGCGCUAAUUAUUGGCCGAUUCCGUCGCUGUACUCGGAGGGGCGCUGUGAGAGCGAUGGGCUGUUCGAGCAGUACUCAGACUCAGCCUCAGGGUAACCGACCGCCCGCAAAGUCCGUGGAGACCAAUGGACCCAAGAAAAGCGCUUCUUUAGAUAUAAGUGAUCAGAUUGUCGAUGACAUUGAAACGAUUCCAGACCAGACCAAACUUGAGCCAUUAACAGAGAAUGAAGCAUCAAUAAAUGAAGAGCCCCCUGUGGAGGAUGAAGUGGAAGCCAUAGACACUGUAGAGUUGGAAGCAUCAGAAAGCCUAGCACCAGCUGAAGAAGAGAAUGGUGCCACGAGUGAACCUGAAGAUAAAGUAGAAGAUGCAGAGGAGCCGACAGAAGUCCAACUAAAUGAGGAGGAUACAGUGGCUGAAGGUGAGAUUGAAGCCUCCGAAGAAGUAAAGACUCUCGAAGAGAUACCAAGCGAUGAGGCAGAAACAAAGGAGGAAGAAACAGGACACCUGCAGGACGAAGCAGAACCAGAGAUUAGUAUGUUGAUAGCAGAGUGAAUGACCUCCUCAUUAUCACUCAGCUGAAAGCAAUGUAGAAGAGUGAAGCCGUUGCACCUUUGAAACACCCAGCUGAUGAAGGGAUGGUGUGGACUCUGCUUUUGCUUCUGGCUGGUUAGCACUGGAGAAAUGGGUGCACUGGGUGACAAGUCAAGUCUCAAAUCUCCUUUCGAAGCCACAUUGCCAAGACUUUAGCAAGAGAACUGCUGCUGCUGCUGCACUACAAUGUUGUGCCUUAUCUCUAAACUGUAUAUGGGGAAGGGAUGGGAGUAUCUUUUUUUUUUAAAGUUCCCUUUAAAUAUAUGGAACAAUCAUGCGUGAUAUCUGCUUCUCUUAAUGAUUUCACGGGUUGGGUAUACUUUGUAAUUUGUGUGGUUGUAAAUAAAUGGAUUGUCUUUCAAGGCCCCAUUAUGGAUCACCCGAAAUAUUAUAGAAUGGCACUUCACUUUGUGCAUAAAUAGCACUCUUUACUUGCUUUUCUAUAAGUCAUUACUUGGUGUGUCCAUUGUUGAUGGAGGUCACUGUCUCGGUCCUUAUUGUUACAUGGAAAGAAGCUGAAUAGUUUUUAUGGCAUUGUUUUAUUAUUAGCGUUAUAAAAUUCCAGACUUCCUAACAGCCAAUGAAAGAGCCAAAAGAAUAAUAGAACCCCUUGCACUUCUUCAACCUUUCUCAUUACAUCCUUUUCUCUUGGUUUCAGGUUUUUUCUUCCUCUCUCCGCUUCCUUUUCCUAUUUUUGUCUCGGUUUUCUCCUUGUUUCCUUAAAGGGAUACUGUCAUGGGAAAAAUUUUUUUUUUCAAAAUGAAUCAGUU